Molecule: messenger RNA, 1086 nt
Organism: Monoraphidium neglectum
Lineage: Eukaryota; Viridiplantae; Chlorophyta; Chlorophyceae; Sphaeropleales; Selenastraceae
Product: arginine decarboxylase
Exons: 10
Coding region: 1-1086 (361 amino acids)
Biological process (GO): spermidine biosynthetic process; L-arginine catabolic process
Molecular function (GO): arginine decarboxylase activity
Source: RefSeq, a predicted model, not a curated record
AUGGCUGCCGCCGCUUCCCCGCGCGGGCCCGCGCCGGAGUCGAGCGAGGAGCACGAGCCCCGCGACUGGCGCGUGCUGCGCGGCGCCAUGCACAUGCUGUGGCGGCAGGGCAGCGUCAUGACCCCAGUGGAGGCUCUUGAGGGCGUAAGCGAGUGGGGGGUGGAGCGGUCAAAGGCCCUCUACAACUGCAGCGGCUGGGGGGCGCCGUACUUCUCCAUCAACGAGGAGGGGCACGUGGUCGUGCGCCCCAAAGGGGACGACAGGGAGGUCGACGUUUUCAGGCUGGUUCAGGAGCUGCACGCCCGCGGCCUGCGCACGCCGCUGCUGCUGCGCUUCCUCGACAUCGUCGGCGAUAGGAUCGAGCGCCUCAACGUGCGGCGGCGCGGGAGCAGCGCGGCGCCCCUGGGCCUCAAAGCGUUCCUGGGGGCCAUCGAGCGUUUCGAGUACCAGGGCGCCUACCGCGGCGUCUUCCCCGUCAAGCCGCAUGCGCGGACCGCCAACGUCCGGCCGCCGCAGUGCAACCACGACCGGGACCUGAUCCGCUGCAUGGUGGAGCACGGCCGCCCCUACGGCUGUGGCCUGGAGGUCGGCUCCAAGGCUGAGCUGGCCAUGGUCAUGUCAGUCCUGGCCGACGUGCCCGGCGCCAACCUCAUAUGCAACGGCUACAAGGACACAGAGUACAUGGAGAUGGUUCUGCACUGCCGCGAGCUGGGCAUCAACGCGCUGGUGGUCAUGGAGCAGUACGCGGAGCUGGGCAUGCUGCUGGACGCAUCGGCGCGCCUGGGCGUGAAGCCGGGCAUCGGCAUCCGCGCCAAGCUGACCACGCAGCACCGGGGCCACUGGGGCUCCACCUCCGGCGACAAGGCCAAGUUUGGCCUCAAGGCCCGCGAGAUCGUGGCGGUUGUUAACCGCCUGCGCAAGGAUAAGCUCCUGGACUGCCUGCAGCUGCUGCACUUCCACUCGGGAUCUCAGAUCACGUCGAUCAGGGAGGUCAAGGAGGUCAUGAGGGAGAGCAGCUUCCUGUAUGCUGAGCUUGUGAAGACGACAUCCUCAAUCCUGCCCCGUCGACCACGCGCGGGCGCGUAA